Molecule: messenger RNA, 2550 nt
Organism: Macadamia integrifolia
Lineage: Eukaryota; Viridiplantae; Streptophyta; Magnoliopsida; Proteales; Proteaceae
Product: probable inactive receptor kinase At2g26730
Exons: 2
Coding region: 288-2219 (643 amino acids)
Biological process (GO): protein phosphorylation
Molecular function (GO): protein kinase activity; protein binding; ATP binding
Source: RefSeq, a predicted model, not a curated record
ACCUCUUCUGGUCUCAGCUUUUUCGCUUUCUUGGCCUCGUGAUACCUCUCUCUUCUUUCUCUCUCUACAGACGCAGAGGCUCGCUUUUGUCUCUUAUUUCCAACGCAGUACUCUGUAGCCACUAGCCACUCUCUCUUACUCUUCUCUCUCUUGCGGUCUUGUGUGUGGUCGCUUCCAUGGCUUCUCACCGAAGAACUGCUUCUCUCAUAGUCCAAAACCGCCAUCAUAAACCACCUCUGAGGACAAAGUAAUAAAGACAAAGUCUCCCUGUUCUUGGAUUUCCUCUAAUGGCAUUGUCCUUCGUUUCUGGUUUCGUUGUACUUUGGUUCUCCAUGCUAUUGCUACUGGGUAUGCAAGUUGAAUCGGAGCCAACUGCAGACAAGCAAGCUCUCUUAGCGUUCAUCUCUGGAGUUCUUCAUGCGAAUCGGCCUCAAUGGAACCAGUCGGUUUCUGUCUGCAACUGGGUCGGAGUCGAAUGCGACGACAAUCAGUCUUAUGUCUCCACUCUUCGUCUCCCAGGUGUUGGCCUUGUUGGUCAGAUCCCACCUAACACCCUUGGCCGUCUUUCACAGCUCAGAGUUCUUAGCCUCCGCUCGAAUCGUCUCUCCGGACAGCUACCUACGGAUUUUUCUCAGAUGAAGCUCCUGCGCAGUCUCUACCUCCAGAACAAUCUCUUCUCUGGUGGGUUUCCUUCGAGCUUGACUCGAUUGACUAGGCUUACAAGGUUGGACCUUUCGGUCAAUAAUUUCACCGGCGACAUACCCUUCUCCGUCAACAAUCUCACCCACUUGACUAGGCUUUAUCUACAGAACAAUCGGUUCUCUGGGAAUCUGCCAAGCAUUAAUCCCUCCGGUUUGACGGAUUUCAAUGUUUCAAAUAACAAUCUCAACGGCUCCAUCCCUCAUACGCUGUCCAAGUUUCCAAAUUCGUCUUUCACCGGUAACAUAAAUCUCUGCGGCGCACCGCUGAAUCCCUGCAACCCAUUUUUCCCCUCUCCGGCACCGUCUCCCUCUACGAAUACCCAAGGAAACAAGGCUAAGAAAAGCUCUAAAAAGCUAUCCAAAGCAGCAAUCAUCUUGAUUUCUGUCGGGGCAGGCAUAAUCCUACUCCUUUUGCUUCUGAUUCUUCUACUUUGCUUGCGAAAACGGCAGCGCCGGGAGGUAGCGAAGCCCAAACCGGCGCCCCGUACGGUGGUUGCGGAGGCGGGCACUUCAUCUUCAAAGGACGAUAUCCCAGGUGGGUCAGGCGAAUCGGAAAGAAACAAGUUGGUGUUCUUCGAAAGUGGGAUUUAUAGCUUCGAUUUGGAGGAUCUACUGAGAGCAUCAGCAGAGGUUUUAGGUAAAGGAAGCGUGGGUACAUCAUACAAGGCCGUAUUAGAGGAAGGAACAACAGUAGUGGUGAAGAGAUUGAAGGAUGUCGCCGUCACUAAGAAGGAAUUCGAGUUGCAGAUGGAGGUCCUGGGCAAAAUUAAACACAAUAAUGUGGUCCCCUUGAGAGCUUAUUACUUCGCCAAGGAUGAGAAGCUUCUCGUCUCCGAUUUCAUGCCUAAUGGAAGCUUAUCUUCCCUUCUUCACGGGAGUAGAGGAUCGGGUCGUACACCACUGGAUUGGGACCACCGGAUGAAGAUAGCUCUGAGCGCCGGGAGAGGGCUGGCCCACUUGCAUGUUUCCGGGAAGGUUGUGCACGGCAAUAUCAAGUCUUCCAACGUACUUUUAAAGUCGGAUCUGGAUGCAUCUGUGUCGGACUUUGGGUUAAACCCGUUGUUUGGAACUUCAACGCCGCCGAAUCGGGUGGCGGGAUACCGUGCGCCGGAGGUGGUGGAAACUCGGAAGGUGACAUUCAAGUCUGACGUGUACAGCUUUGGGGUUUUGCUUCUGGAGUUGUUGACUGGGAAGGCACCUAACCAAGCGUCGUUAGGAGAAGAAGGGAUCGAUUUGCCGAGGUGGGUCCAGUCGGUGGUGAGGGAAGAAUGGACGGCUGAGGUUUUCGAUGUGGAAUUGAUGAGGUACCAUAAUAUUGAGGAGGAGAUGGUGCAGUUGCUUCAGAUUGCUAUGGCUUGUGUGUCGACGGUGCCAGAUCAACGGCCUGAUAUUCGUGAUGUGGUGCGUAUGAUGGAGGAUAUGAAUCGUCCUGAUACUGAUGAUGGCAUACGGCAGUCGUCUGAUGAUCCUUCCAAGGGAUCUGAAGGUCAAACGCCUACUGCUGUUGCCACACCAUAGUAAAGCCAAGCCACCCGGGUCUUUUCAUUUCCGGGUAAACCCGGAAAAAAAAAAAAAAAGGAACCAAACUACCAAAUCAAGCGUUUGAUGCGAUUUGUUGUUGUUUUUUAUUUUAUUUUAUUUUAUUUUUCUCUCUCUUUGGUUAGCCCUUUUUAGGGGUUCUUUUAGAUCAUCAAUGAUUUUUACAGUGCUUCUUAAGUGAUUUUUUUUUUCCUGUUAUUUGGGAGUUGUUGGAUGGAUUAAGUUGGGGUUUUUGUUGUUAAUUAUUUUUUGAUCUCAUUUAUAAUUGUCUGUAAUUCUGUUCAUUAGUCAAUUUGCAGUUCUUAGUAAA